GGUUAUUAUCAUAUUUCAUGUCUAUAUUUUGAAAAUGAUAUGGUACACUUGCAUUUACACAUGUAAUACCACUUAUUGUUUCCCUAUUUAUACUACUGAAAUGUUUGUUGUUUUUUUUGUACAUUAUAUAAAUCUAUAAUAUCAAAUCAUCAAAACUAAUAAAAUUUUUAAUAUACAUCUAAUAAUCAUUAGGAUUAAAUUAAUCUAUGGCUACAUUACCAAGUUGUAUGUAUUGGACAUUUACUAAUUCUGGUUUAUUAAUACAAGAUUGGUUAUUAAAACCAGUUCGACCAAUUAAUUUAAAUGAUGCAAUCAAUCAAUAUUAUUUAUCAUCAAUUAUUGAUACUAAAAAUCAAUUCAGUAAUACUAUUGAAAAAUUGAAUGAAAAUAAAACAACUACUACUACUACUAAUCAUCAUAAUGAUAAUAAUAUACAACAAAUAAUACAAAUAAUGUUUUAUUUUAGUUUACCAUUAUUACCAGCUAUAACAAUGUUACUAUCUAUGAUUAAUAUAUUUAUUGAAUUUAAAUAUUAUAUUUAUUCAAAGUAUUUAUUAUAUAUACGUCCAUAUAUUUAUAGAUUACCACAUUAUCUUAUUGUAUUCUAUAUAUUAACAUGUAUUAAUUCAUUUAUAAUAUGGUUAAUUAUAUUACCACGUUAUAUACCAAUGUCAAUUGGUUAUUAUAAUCUAUUAACAAAUGAAUUACAUUGGAAUGAUACAUCUAUCUAUAUGAAUAUAAGUAGUAGUAGUAGUAGUAGUAGUAAUAAUAAUAAUAAUCAUACACCGAAAUAUUUAACCCAACUACCAGCUAUAUUAACAAUGCAAAUUGCAUUACGUUUAACUAUAUGUUGGUUAAUUAUUGGUUUAUUAAUAAAUCGUAUUUAUAUAUUAAAUGAAUUAUAUAUUAAUCCAUUAAAAAAAUCAUUUGGUUAUUAUAUCAAUUAUUUAUAUACACUGAUUAAAGAGAAUUUAUAUGAUGAUCAUUGUUAUAAUCAUAAUACUACUACUAAUAAUAGUAAUAAUGGUACAUUAUUGAAUGAUAGAAGCAAUACCAACAAACAACACAAUCAUCCAUUGAAUUCAAUAUUUCAAUAUCUAUUCAAAUUUGGCGCUAAUUUAUGUUCAAUAAAAAAAUGUCCAAUCAAAUCAUGUCCCAUAUGUAAACAACUUAAUUAUAAUUGGUCAGAAGAAUAUUUAUGUUUUAAAUGUAAACCAAAUUAUUAUCAUAAUAAUACAAAUUUAUUAAAUCAUCAAUUAAUUAUUAAAAAUAAUCAAAAAAAUAAUCCAAUUUAUUUAAGUAGUAUAAUAAAUAUGAAAAGAAUUAAUUAUAAAACAAUUGGAUAUUUAAUUUUAAUAAUAAGUUUAUUAAUUACUUGUUUAUUAUUAAUAUGUUUACCACAAAUAUGGUCAUAUCAAUUAAUUGGAAUAAAUUUAAAAAUUAAAUUAUUCAAUCAAUAUACUACUAGUACUACUACUAACACAGAACAUAUGAGUAGUAUAAGUAGUAGUAAUCAUGAAAAUUAUUAUCCAGCAUGGCGUUUAUUAAAUAAAACUAGUCAAACUAUAUAUGAAUAUUGUUUUGCUGUUAUUCAUUUUGUGAUACCAUGUUGUACAAUAAUUGUUACUAUAUUAUUAUUAAUUAUACGUAUAAUUAAAAUUAAAUAUGAAUUAAAAUCUAUUAUAUUACAUAAUAUAAAUAUGAAUAAAAAAGAUAUAAAAUUAUAUAUGAAUAUAAUACAAUAUUGUAUUGUAUAUUUAAUACAAGAUAGUGUAUUAAUCUUAAUGAUGGGUAUUAUACAAUUAUGUUGUACAAUACCAUAUUUAAUGAUCAAUUCAAUUCAUCGUUUAGAAUGUUUAUUAAUUAAUAAUCAAUCAAUAAAUGGGUUCAUGCCAACUUCAUCAUCUACAUCCUCAGCAGGAGCAACAGCGGCAGCAGCAGGCACAUCAAAAGAUGAUUUGUUUUGGCCAACUCGUCAAAAUUGGUUAUUUAUAGAAAUGAAUUAUUUAUUUGGUGAUUUUUUAAUUCAAUUAAUUAUAUUAUCAAUAAAUUUAUGUGAUACAAAUCAUUUAUUAAUAAGAAAUUAUUCAAUUGAAAAUUUUCAAAAAAUUUAUUUAAGUAAUGUAAAUAGAAAUAAACAAAAUUAUCAUAGAAUUCAAUGUCAAAUGAAUGAUGUAAUGAAAUUUCAAGAAAUGGAAGAUCAUCAAGAUACUCAACAAAGAGAUAAUGAUGAUGAUGACAACGAUGGUAGUGAUGAUGAUGAUGAUGAUGAUGAUGGUGAGGAUGAUCAUCAUCAUCAUGAUAUUGAUGAGGAUGAUAAUGAUGAUAAUCUACAUGAUGAUAUGAAUAUUGAAAAUGGAGUUAGAAAAAAAAUCUAUACAUAUCGAAUGAAAACACCAACAGAUAGUGGACAAACAAGUAAAAAUAUAUCACCAUUACCUAUUUCACAUACAAUAUCUGACGUACUAUUAUCACCAAAGUUUCGAUCGAAACAAACUAUUUAUAGAUUAAAUCAACAGAAUAGAAUACAUAGAUCUAUACCAUCAGCAUUACCAUCACCAUUAUUACAACGUAUACCAGAAAUGAUAAAUUAUGACACUUCACAUCAUCAUAAUUAUCAUCAUCAUCAACAACAACAACGUAACAAUAAUUGUAAUAGUUUCACCACAAAAUAUCCAACUAAUUCAUAUGUAGAACCAAAAACAAAUAUGGCUAGUUUAACAUAUUCACCAAGAUCACGUCAUCCUUGUCGAUUACAGAAUAAAAUACUAUUGCAUGAUUCAUCCAAGACAAUUAAUAAUAAUAAUAGUACUAGUAUUCAUAUGUCGAAUCCAUCAUCUUUGAUUCAAUCGACAAAACUGAUCACAACACCAAAUAUGAAUUUAACUCGUAUUCAACAAAAUCGACAAAUUAGAAAUAAGUCACCGCCACCAUUGCCUCCUCCACCAAAACAUUUAAUACAAAUGCUUGGAGGUGAUUCAUCAAUUUAUUCAACACCACAUGGAUCACCACAACAAGUAAAUACACAUAAACUUAUGAUAAUAAACAACUCUAACAGUAAUACUCCUAAUAAUAAUAAUAUUUCAGUAGACUAUUCACCAGAUUUAUUACAUGUAAGUAGUAUUUCAAAACAUGAAAGUUCAACAACUGGAAGUUUCAGACAAACUGAUUCAGGUGUUACAAAUAUGGGUGGUUCUGUAAUUGAUAGUGAACAAUAUGAACCAAAUACUAUUGUAACAUAA
Messenger RNA from Schistosoma rodhaini, 3242 nucleotides. Lineage: Eukaryota; Metazoa; Platyhelminthes; Trematoda; Strigeidida; Schistosomatidae. The record is from the annotation of a GenBank genome assembly.